GAAUGGCCCCUCUUGCAGCUGCCCCUCAGCUUCUCUUGACGGCGUAAUUGGCCAACAUAACUGGAUUCAUCCGAUAGAUUUAACCAUCCAUGCUGGUUGCUUAUGUCGCCUGUACUAAGCCGGACUUUUGAACUUUGUCGGCAGUAUCACCGCAGCAGUAGGGUUCUAAAUAUAUAUGUGUGUGCGUGUGUGUGUGUGUGUGUGUGUGUUGCUGGUACUUGGGCAGACUUUUGAGCUUCCUCAGCAGCACGAAGUGCCUCAGCCAGCCGCAGGAGUUGUGGUGGGCAGACGGAAAGAAUGUUGGGUGCACCAGUAGCAGGUGGUCUUGUUCUCUAUGUAAAGAAGCAAAUGUGGUGUCCCGUUGCCUCCUCUCUGCGGUUCAAUAAGCCUCUGUCGAUGGUUGCAUGUCUCUCUUCCUCUUCAUCCUCCUCUACCACCACCAUCACCUCUGCCAGCCCCCUCCAAGAAGCUGCCGCCUCCAUCCCAGCUAUUCCAAAGGUCAUUUUGAAGAAAGGAAAGACACAGUUGUUCCGAAAUGGAAGCCCAAUGGUGUACAGUCGUGCUAUUGACAGAAUAGUUGGUCGACCUCCACCUAAGACUGGAGAUAUGGUGUUGGUGACAGAUGGAUCCGAAAAGCCAAUUGGUUGGGGACUGUAUAAUUCUGUCUCAAUGUUUUCUGUUCGUAUAAUGCAACUAGAAGAUGAUGCAAGGCGAGAUCCAUCUUGCGUGUUCAACAUGGAAAGAUUGCUUGACUCAAGGCUUGAAGCUGCUGUAAAUUUAAGGAAAUAUUUGGGGCUCCCAAGUGAAGAUACUAAUGCCUUCCGGCUUGUGAACAGUGAGGGAGAUAGGCAUUUUUUGUGCAGGUUGUCCGGUCUAGUUGUUGAUGUUUUCAAUGAUUGUGCUGUUGUUGCGUCAUCUGCUGCUUGGGUUGAAAAGUAUAGACCGACUAUAGAGUUGUUGUUGGGUAAGGUCAAUACGAUAAACCAUACAUGCUGGAGACCAUCUGUUGACAUUUUGAAAGAAGAAGGACUGGAUUUAGAAGCAAACAACCAUGAGUUAUCUAUUCCAGAUGACAGAGUCAAGGUCAAGGAAAAUGGUAUUUAUUACACUGUCUCCCUUGAUGGUCAGAAGACUGGAUUCUAUGCAGAUCAGCGUGAAAGCCGCUCUUUGGUAACUAAGAUAUCUAAGAAUCAUAGGGUUCUUGACCUAUGUUGCUAUAGUGGUGGAUUUGCGCUUAAUGCUGCAUCCGGUGGAGCAGCUGCUGUCGUUGGUGUUGAUUCUUCAUCCGCUGCUAUUGAGCUUGCAAAGGAAAAUAUUUUUCUUAAUAGUCUUGACCACGAUAGGAUAUCAUUUUUGAAGGAAGAUGCAGCUGAGUUCAUGAAAAGUGCUGCUUCAAAAAAGGAUUCUUGGGAUCUGGUAAUAUUGGAUCCGCCAAAACUAGCACCAAAUCGUAAGGUUCUUCAACGUGCAUCUGGUAUGUACAGAAGCUUAAAUUGCCUAGCUAUGAGGGUCACAAGGGAAGGUGGUCUUCUUAUGACAUGUUCAUGCUCAGGAGCUAUGACCCAGAGUGGAACAUUUUUGCAAGUUCUUCAAGGGGCUGCUUCAAUGGCAGGGCGGAGGAUUACUGUUCUGAAGAAAGCUGGUGCAGCAGCUGAUCAUCCUAUCGAUCCCUCUUACCCGGAGGGAUCAUAUCUCACUAACUAUUUGCUUCGAGUUCUGUAAAGGAUAUGUCUGCAGCACCUGAUCAAUGUUGAUUAUAUCUGCGGUCUUAGUCAUUCAGUUAUUACAUUUUUCACCA
Messenger RNA from Nymphaea colorata (pocket water lily), 1798 nucleotides. RefSeq lists its product as uncharacterized. The record is from RefSeq and is a predicted model, not a curated record. The transcript is spliced from 8 exons. Gene Ontology annotation, molecular function: methyltransferase activity; RNA binding. The coding region runs from base 298 to 1722 and encodes 474 amino acids. Lineage: Eukaryota; Viridiplantae; Streptophyta; Magnoliopsida; Nymphaeales; Nymphaeaceae.